AUGUCGAAAGGCGUCCCAAUUGCACAGCGGCCAGAUCUAAAGGACGCGAGUCUGUCGGCACGGCUGGACGCGGUCUUCGGCUCGCUCGGGCCUGCGUCAGGUGCCAGCGGAUGGUCCCUGCGCCAAGAUAUCCAGCCGUUUCGGGCGGGCGGCGGCAUUGAAGACUACAACUACAGCAGCGACGAGGAGGAUCCCAACGAGGGUUUGAAGCCUCUGAUGCCUAGUCGGCUGGUGGACUCAGACGAUGAUGAUGACGAUGUCGCCGGCACAGCGCGCGAACACUUUCCACCGCUUGAGCGCGCCGACCCAGAUGCAGACGCCGAGGAAGCCGGCUUUGGACAUGAACAGAACGAAGCACGGGCAGCUAGGGAGCGUGAGCGGAUGCGAGCAACGUUGUCGUCCCGUCGCGCCUUUGAGGCUGAGGCUGAGGAGGACGAAUUUGACCGAGUGGCUACGGGCACGAUGGAUCCCCGCAAUCGCCUCAGGGAUGCAAGGCCACCUGGCUUUACGGAGGUACCUUUGGAUAGUGCAUGGGAGCGAAUGCACGGCCGUCUGCAGCAGCAGCAGCAGCAGCGACAACAGGGGGAACUCGACGGCGCAUCAUUUCAAGAGGCUGGGACGGGCGACGGCGGCGGCGACGCAGCCGUCACAGCCGCUGAUGCUGCUGCAGGGGAGCCCACCGCCAUGAACAUCAGUCCAGGCUUGGCCGGCGACGGCGACGCCGUGUCCAGGAAACGCUCUCGAACCAUCGACGUCGCUCUAACCCAAGCCGGGUCAACGCAACCAGAGCACCAGCAGCACCAGCAACAACCCCUAGGGGCUAUUGUGGCCUCUGGUGAUGUGGAGAUGGUGCCCGCGGUGGCAGAGGGCGGCGGAGCGGAUCCGGGGGGCGCUCCAGGGGAUGUACGGGUCCGAGUAGUGACCGGCGACCGCUUUGCAGGGGUCAUGAUGUCUGAAUCGCUAGGGAUUCAGUCGGACGGGGCACCGUCAGGUGCAGCCGACUUCAUCACCGGUGCCGCCGCGGCGGAGGCCCCGCCGCAGCAGUCUCAGCCCCGGCAGCGCGGCGGCCGGCGAGUGCAUUGGGCGGACUUCGCCGCGUCCACCCCCUCGCGGUAUGUGAGUGUCGAUUGCGGGGUGAACCUGGGGACAACCGGGGGUUUGCGGUGCGAGGCGCUGGCGCAGGCGCGGCGGGCCGUCGAGGCUUCCUCCGCAUCCGACCUAGCGACUCACGACCCGGAGCGCGCCGAAACCACUUUCGGCAGCGGCAUCACCUUCCGGCCGCGCGCGGCGCGGCAGCAGCAGCAGCAGCAGCAACAACAACAACAGCAACAGCAAGCGACGGAUCGGCCUCCGCAACGGCGACUUGGCGAUACUGGCGGCGGCAACGUGACAGUUUCUGGUGCUAACCACGCGCCGGGAGCUGCUGCAAGACGUUUGGGAGCCGCCUUUGUCUCAGCGGGUGAUGGAGGGGAGGAGCAGCUAGGGGAUGUUGGAGAGGGCGGUGUUGGCGCAGGGCGGGGGGGGGCAGGUGCAGUGCAGGGAGGUGGCGGCGGUGGCGGCGGCACGAUGCGGGGCGGUGGACGGCGGCAUUUCCGGGCGCGUCCGACGCGUGCCGAUGAGGAUGGCGAGGGAGCGGCAGUUGGCGGCGACGGCAACGACGCCGCCGCUGCUGUCCCCGAUGGCGAUGUGAUGCAGCAGGACUGAGCCGUAACCCCUUUCCACGCGUCUUGCCGUGCGCGGUAGGCGGCUCGGCUCAUUCCUGUGUUGAAAAAAAACUGUGCAAUGUAGUGAUUGACGGUUGUGAAGGGGUUGUAUUUACAAUUCACUUGUCGUGCAGUUGUACGGGCGCUCUCUGUUUAUGUAAGCGAACUUUUGCGGAACUUGUAACUUGUCAGCGAACUAAUUGUUGGUCGCGUUCAGGAUGUGGACCCGGGACGUGUCCAGCAUGUCUUCAUUUAAUGGAAACGUCUGUGUAGAUAAUACAACGCACACCUCUGUAUUGAGGUGUGCGUUAGUUGUUUUUUUCUCUCAAGAGGCCAUGUGGACAAAUGGCGAAGCCGUUGUCGGUUUCAAUUGUUCUUGACUUUUAAAGACUUGGGGUCGCGAAGACGGACUUUUCAUGAUGUGGGCCCUUGCCUUGCCCCAAACUUUCACCCCCCCCAAAAGCCCUCAAAACUCUUUUGAGGUGUGUGCCUUUCGCUUGGAAAGGAUUGCAGGCCUGUGGCUGGAAAAGCGUGGCAGAGCGUAGGUGCCGCGCUUUUCAUCCACUGCGAUGAGUUUACCGUUAUUUUCUCCUUGACGCCGCGUGCAAAGCAUGCAUCGCACUUUGCAUUUUUAUGAUAAAGAGGUAGGUCAUUCUUAGACCUCAACGCCGUUGUACUGCAGCGAUGACAAGACAUGUUUUCGUAAAAGAAUUUUCUGUC
Volvox carteri f. nagariensis is the source of this 2423-nucleotide messenger RNA. RefSeq lists its product as uncharacterized. The transcript has 3 exons. The record is from RefSeq and is a predicted model, not a curated record. The coding region runs from base 1 to 1704 and encodes 567 amino acids. NCBI's taxonomy places the organism in Eukaryota, Viridiplantae, Chlorophyta, Chlorophyceae, Chlamydomonadales, Volvocaceae.